GGCCCCCAAUCAGUUGAUAGAAAUUUCCACUCCAGAACUGGCGAAAAGAACAGAAAGCAGGCUCUCAAUCCAUCUUUUCCCCUCGAGUACUACUCUACAUACUCGUUCAGGAAGGGCAGAAGGAAAAAGAACAGUGAUCAAAAAGUCAAUAUAUGUUGGGAGAACCUCAGACUCAAGGUACAGCCCAUUGUUUGCACUGAAGAAGCUGUUGUAGAGACUAGGAAAUGCUGACAGUUCAAAUGGAUCCUGUGGAACAGCAGAAAAUCAAUAUCCAACUUGAUGAUAAAAACAGUAGUGGAGAAAGUGUCCCAGACAGUUAUAUUGAGAUGGUAAAUUCGGUAAAGGUCCCUAUUAAAAGUCAAUUUGCUAAUGAUGAUGAUGAGAGCCAGAAAUUUCUGACAAAUGAGCUUCUAAGCAAAAAGAAGUUGGUAGACUAUAAUGAAGAACAUCAUCCUGGAACCACAUCUUUUGGAAUGUCAUCAUUCAACCUCAGUAAUGCCAUUAUGGGGAGUGGAAUCUUAGGUCUGUCAUAUGCCAUGGCCAACACUGGGAUAAUACUUUUUAUAAUCAUGCUGCUUGCUGUGGCGCUAUUAUCCCUCUAUUCAGUUCAUCUUUUACUGAAGACAGCCAAAGAAGGAGGCUCAUUAAUUUAUGAGAAAUUAGGGGAAAAAGCAUUUGGAUGGCCUGGGAAAAUUGGAGCUUUUGUUUCCAUUACAAUGCAAAACAUUGGAGCAAUGUCAAGCUACCUCUUUAUUAUUAAAUAUGAGCUACCUGAAGUGAUCAGGACAUUCAUGGGACUUGAAGAGAAUACUGGAGAAUGGUACCUCAAUGGCAACUACCUCGUUAUAUUUGUGUCAAUUGGGAUCAUUCUUCCACUUUCUCUUCUUAAAAAUUUAGGUUACCUUGGUUAUACCAGUGGAUUUUCUCUUACCUGCAUGGUAUUUUUUGUCAGUGUAGUAAUCUAUAAGAAAUUCCAAAUUCCUUGUCCUCUACCUGUCCUGGAUCACAAUGUUGGAAAUAUGACAUACAACAAUACAUUUCUGAUGCACCUCAAGAUGUUACCCAAUAAGUCUCAGACUACUGAAGUGAAUUUCAUGAUGGAUUAUAAUAAUGGAAAUGUUGCAGAUCUAACUGAGAAGCAGGACAAAGAUUCCUUUCAUAGAAGGGAUGUAGAAUAUGAAUCACAGAUUAUGGACAAAUGUCAACCAAAAUACUUUGCAUUUAACUCACGGACUGCCUAUGCAAUCCCCAUUCUUGCAUUUGCUUUUGUAUGCCACCCUGAGGUACUCCCAAUCUACAGUGAGCUUAAAGAUAACUAGAAAAGAAAAAUGCAGACUGUGUCAAACAUCUCCAUUACAGGAAUGCUGAUUAUGUAUCUACUUGCUGCCCUGUUUGGUUAUCUUAGCUUCUAUGGAGAAGUUGAAGAUGAAUUACUCCAUGCUUAUACCAAGGUGUAUACAUUUGACACCCCAAUUCUCCUGGUUCGUCUAGCAGUCCUUGUGGCAGUCACAUUUACAGUACUAUUGUCUUGUUCCCAAUUCGCACAUUCAGUGACCACACUGUUAUUCCCCAAUAGGCCCUUCAGUUGGAUAAGAACCUUCCUGAUUGCAGCAAUUCUCUUCAUUAAUAAUGUCCUCGUAAUUCUUGUGCCAACUAUAAAUACAUUUUUUGGAUUCAUAGGUGCAUCUUCUGCUACAAUGCUAAUUUUCAUUCUCCCAGCUGCUUUUUACCUUCGACUAGUUAAAAAAGAACCUUUAAAAUCACCUCAGAAGAUUGGGGCUGCUAUUUUUCUUGUUAUUGGCAUCAUCUUUAUGAUUGGAAGCAUGGCACUCAUUAUAAUUGACUGGAUUUACAACCCUCCAAAUUCCAAGCAUCAUUAAUCCAAGCAAAAGUUAUUUUCCCUUCUGGAAAUGACUGCGUUCUGCUCUAACAGACCAUUUUGACAUCUAUAUUAGAAUGUUUUCUAGUGAAAAUUACAGGAAGAAUCCAAAUAAUUUCUCCAUUAAUAUCACUAUAUGUGGAAUAUUAAACCAUCAUAUUUUUAAACCAAUAAGUUGUUUAUAUAUUUAAAACCUAGAGAGAAGAGCCCUACUCUGUUUUUAAUUGAGAAAUUUGAGGUGGCAAAAACAUUUUACUGCAUGUGCAGAGUAAGCUUUCAUCAAGAAAUAUUUUUCUCCUCCAUAUUUUGAUAGCAGCACUUCUUAGAACAGCCCCAAAUACUCUCAUGCCUCUUCUCCUCUCCAUCCUGCUGGCUCUUCACUCCCAUAAAAUCUAAUGGAAUUGUUUUUUUAUAACACAGCUACAUUGGCACAAUUUAUAAACUACCCUGUUACACAAGAAGGAUCAGUCACUAGAGUCUAAAACUUGGAGCUCCAUCAAUAUUUGUAAAAUGAGUGAGUCAUCAUGACAUAUUUUGUCCAGCCUGUCAGUGGCAUUGAAUCAAAUUUAUCAAAUGGAAAACUAAUCUCCAGGCAAUGGAUUUGUCACAAUUGUUAGGAGACCUGAUUGAAUUCUGAGAGGGGCUUUAAAAAUGACAACUCUACAGGAAGAACUAUUUUAUCACAAAAAUCGUAUAGUCUGGAUGCAUCUACUUUGUUAUUGUUAUUUGUCAUAGGCCCCUUGGAAUAUAUGUGAGUUAUGUCACUGAACAAGUGCUAUCCUUCUUGUCUUCCAUUCUUCCAUUAGUUUUUAGGUGACCACAGAUAUGUGGGAGUAUCUGGGAGCCAGUAAUGUAUGAUGCGUUUUUAUUUGAAAAACAUUCAGUGCAAGAAACUGUCAUUUGUUCAUGUAUAUAAUCCUUUUCUGUACUUACUUUAAUGUUAAUAUAUGGCACUUUAUUUUUUAUAUAGCUUUAUUUUUUUCAUACUCUGAGGAAAAAUAGAUUUAAUGAGACAGUACUUUUUAUGUUUCUGUUUAUUGGGGAGAGCUUUACAUUUUAAUACCCAGUUACAGUUUAGUCAAAGGUUCUCAAUGUUUACAAUAAUCAGCAAUGUGGAGAGUUCAUUUUCUCAAAAUAAUUAUCAGUUAUAAACUUUUUUCUACUUUGGAUAUCUAAAAUUAGACUGAAUAAAUUUUAGUUUGGA
Dromiciops gliroides (monito del monte) is the source of this 3083-nucleotide messenger RNA. RefSeq names its product solute carrier family 38 member 4 (gene SLC38A4). Gene Ontology annotation, molecular function: amino acid transmembrane transporter activity. Lineage: Eukaryota; Metazoa; Chordata; Mammalia; Microbiotheria; Microbiotheriidae. The record is from RefSeq and is a predicted model, not a curated record. Gene Ontology annotation, biological process: amino acid transmembrane transport.